CGUCUCGAUUAUUCAGUUUGUUUAGGUCGCGUUCCUCCUCCCAGAGACGGAAAAAGGAAGAGCAUCACAAAUCCCAUAGACCAAGUGUACAGAGAAAUCGCCAUUCUUAAGAAGUUGAAUCAUCCCAACGUUGUGAAUUUAAUAGAGGUUUUAAAUGAUCCUGAUGAGGAUAAUUUAUACAUGGUGUUUGAGUUAUUAGAAAAGGGGCCGGUUGUAGAAAUCCCAACAGACAAUCCAUUACAGGAGAUGCAGGCGUGGCAAUAUUUCAGAGAUGUGGUUUUAGGUAUAGAAUAUUUACACUGUCAGAAGAUAGUACACAGAGACAUCAAGCCUUCAAAUCUUCUCCUGAAUGACAAUGGUAGAGUUCAGAUUUCGGAUUUUGGCGUGUGUAAUCAGUUCGAAGGAGUGGACGCCCUGCUCUCGGACACUGCCGGGACACCCGCCUUCGUGGCACCCGAAGCACUGAAAGAGAACCUGGACACAUACAGUGGAAAGGCUUUAGAUGUAUGGCAGAUGGGAGUGACGUUAUAUUCUUUUGUUUAUGGCCAAGUGCCUUUUCAUGACGAUAACAUAUUAAAUCUGUAUAAUAAAAUUAAAAACGAUCCGCUCAAGUUUCCCGACAAGCCUGCGGUAAGCGAUAAUCUAAAAGAUCUUCUGAAACGUAUGCUAGAAAAGGAACCCGAGAAAAGGAUUAAGUUAUCGGAGAUAAAGGUAACAUUAUUUGUUUUGCUUGCUAUAAAAUAAAUUUCUUGGAAUAAGUGAUUAAAAAUAUAUAAAAAGGCCAAAACAUUAUAUCAAAUUAUCAUUUCACUCAGUUAUCUCAA
Centruroides sculpturatus (bark scorpion) is the source of this 824-nucleotide messenger RNA. RefSeq names its product calcium/calmodulin-dependent protein kinase kinase 1-like. The record is from RefSeq and is a predicted model, not a curated record. The transcript has 10 exons. NCBI's taxonomy places the organism in Eukaryota, Metazoa, Arthropoda, Arachnida, Scorpiones, Buthidae. Gene Ontology annotation, biological process: protein phosphorylation; CAMKK-AMPK signaling cascade; activation of protein kinase activity. Gene Ontology annotation, molecular function: ATP binding; protein kinase activity. The annotation marks the transcript as partial.